ACACACACUCUCUGUGCUCUAAAACCGUGACCUCAAAAAUCCUAAAAUGUUGACUAUAAAGUCUUCUUGGGUCACCUCUCAAGUCACAAUACUCUUCUCUCUCUCUGUCUCUCUCUCUCUCUCUCACACACACACACACACACACACAAUGAAUAAACACCUACAGACCCUUCUCCUCCUGCAUCUUCUUCACCUCAUCCUCUGCUUCCAAACCACAUUCUCCACCCAUUUCGUCUUCAAUGGCUUUGAUCGCUCUGACAUAUCCUUAUACGGCAACGCCACAGUUGAUUCUGGCAUUCUCACUCUCACCAAUGCCUCAGCCUUCUCAAUAGGCCGAGCUCUCUACCCAUCAAAAAUCCUCACAAAAGACCCAAACCAGCCAAACUACCCCACACAGGUAGUUCCCUUCAACACCUCUUUCGUCUUCUCCAUAGCUCCUGAUCUCAAAAGCUUCCUCCCCGGCCACGGAUUCGUCUUCCUCUUCGUACCCUUCACCGGCAUCCAAGGAGCAAGCCCGGACCAUUUCCUGGGCUUCCUCAAUGGCACCAACAAUGGCGAUCCCAACAACCAUGUGUUCGGGAUUGAAUUUGAUGUUUUCAAGAACCAAGAGUUCGGUGACAUUAGUGACAACCAUGUGGGCAUCAAUGUGAACUCACUCACAUCCACAAGCGCACACCAGGCAGGUUAUUGGCCUGACAAUGACAAGUCUUUUAAGGAGUUGAAGCUCAACAAUGGUAAAAAAUAUCAAGUUUGGAUGGAGUAUACUGGAUUUAGCUUGAGGGUCACUAUGGCUCCUGUGUCUAUGAAGAGGCCUAAGAGACCACUUCUGCAUGUUCCACUUCAUUUACCUCAUGUUUGUAAGGAUGAAAUGUAUGUUGGGUUCACUGCAUCCACAGGACACUUAGCUGAGAGUCACAAGAUUUUUAGUUGGAGUUUUAGCACUUUUCGAAUUUUUUCCAAGCUAUAGCGUUGGUUGGUUUUAAGAGAAGAGAGAGUUCACAAAGAGUGUUUGUUGGACUCUAUUUAUCAGAUUCCCCCAUUGUAGCAUUAAUUUUUCUUGUAUGUUUACACUCUACAUGAGUGUAUGUGCGUGUGUGAGAGAGUUGACAAAGAGUACGUACGUGUUUCUGGUAUGUUUAGGCUUUGUGAAUAAAAAAUUGUCCAUUCUUGAUUCCA
Messenger RNA from Cornus florida, 1176 nucleotides. Its product is annotated as L-type lectin-domain containing receptor kinase VII.1-like. Lineage: Eukaryota; Viridiplantae; Streptophyta; Magnoliopsida; Cornales; Cornaceae. The transcript has a single exon. Bases 47 to 967 code for a protein of 306 amino acids. Gene Ontology annotation, molecular function: carbohydrate binding. The record is from RefSeq and is a predicted model, not a curated record.